Messenger RNA from Apodemus sylvaticus (European woodmouse), 2412 nucleotides. RefSeq names its product complement C1r (gene C1r). The record is from RefSeq and is a predicted model, not a curated record. Gene Ontology annotation, cellular component: blood microparticle; extracellular region. The transcript is spliced from 11 exons. NCBI's taxonomy places the organism in Eukaryota, Metazoa, Chordata, Mammalia, Rodentia, Muridae. Gene Ontology annotation, molecular function: calcium ion binding; serine-type endopeptidase activity. Gene Ontology annotation, biological process: complement activation; zymogen activation. The coding region runs from base 149 to 2275 and encodes 708 amino acids.
CAUUCUCUGCAACAUUCCUCCGGGAAUGGUCACCCCCUCUGCUGCCACAGUCCUUCCCGCCCCUGCAUGCCCACUCCCUCCCUCAACUUCCAGUGCCUGAAGACUCUGUCAGGAGAGCUGAGGACCCCAAACAAACUGGCCUUGAGACAUGAGGCUCUUCGCCCUCCUGGCAACCCUGUUCUGUGGGGUGGAGGGCUCCAUCUACCUCCGUCGGAAGCUCUAUGGAGAGGUGACCUCCCCUCUGUAUCCCAAGCCUUACCCCAGUGACUUUGAGACAACCACUGUGAUCACUGUCCCCACGGGGUACAGGGUGAAGCUGGUCUUCCGACAGUUUGAUGUCGAGCCUUCUGAAGGCUGUUUCUACGACUAUGUCAAGAUCUCUGCUGAUAAGAAAACUCUGGGGAGGUUCUGCGGGCAGCUGGAUUCUCCCCAGGGCAACCCCCCAGGAAAUAAGGAAUUCAUGUCCCAGGGGAACAAGAUGCUGCUGACCUUUCACACAGACUUCUCCAACGAGGAGAACGGGACCAUCAUGUUCUACAAGGGCUUCCUGGCCUACUACCAGGCUGUGGACCUUGAUGAAUGUGCAUCCGAGCCCAACUCACUGGAAGAGGGUUUGCAGCCCCAAUGCCAACACCUGUGUCACAACUAUGUUGGAGGCUACUUCUGUUCCUGCCGUCCUGGCUACGAGCUUCAGAAAGAUGGGCAAUCCUGCCAGGCUGAGUGCAGCAGUGAGCUCUACACGGAGCCCUCGGGCUAUGUCUCCAGCCUUGAAUACCCUCAGCCCUAUCCGCCCGAUCUACGCUGCAACUACAGCAUCCGGGUAGAGAGGGGCCUCACUGUGCACCUCAAGUUCCUGGAUCCUUUUGAAAUUGAUGACCAUCAGCAAGUACACUGCCCCUAUGACCAGCUCCAGAUCUAUGCCAACGGGAAGAAUUUGGGUGAAUUCUGUGGAAAGCAAAGGCCUCCAGACCUUGACACCAGCAGCAACGAAGUGGACCUGCUGUUCUUCACCGAUGAGUCAGGGGACAGCAGAGGCUGGAAGCUGCACUACACCACUGAGAUCAUCAAGUGCCCCCAACCCAAGGCCCUGGAUGAGUUCACCAUCAUCCAGGAUCUGCAGCCUCAGUACCAGUUCCGGGAUUACUUCAUUGUCACCUGCAAACAAGGCUACCAGCUUAUGGAGGGAAAUCAGGCGCUGCUCUCCUUCACAGCUGUUUGCCGGCAUGACGGCACAUGGCAUCGGGCCAUGCCCAGGUGCAAGAUCAAGGACUGUGGGCAGCCACGAAGCCUGUCUAAUGGGAACUUCCGCUACCUCACCACAAAAGACAUGAACACCUAUGAAGCCCGUGUCCAGUAUUACUGCCAUGAACCCUAUUACAAGAUGAUGACCAGAGCUGGCAGCAGCGAGUCUGCACGAGGGAUAUAUACCUGCACAGCCCAAGGCAUUUGGAAGAACGAAGAGGAAGGAGAGAAAAUGCCCCGGUGUCUGCCAGUAUGUGGGAAGCCUGACCACCCUGUGACAGAGAAGCAGCGCAUCAUCGGAGGGCAGAAAGCCAAUCCCGGCAACUUCCCCUGGCAGGCUUUCACCUACAUCCACGGGCGAGGGGGCGGGGCCCUGCUUGGGGACCGCUGGAUCCUCACAGCAGCGCACACCAUCUACCCCAAGGAACACAACAAAGGAACCGACGACCUCACCAACGACAGAAUACAUGUUUUCCUGGGUCACACAAACGUGGAACAGAUCGAAGAACUGGGGCAUCACCCAGUCCGUAGGGUCAUCAUACACCCAGACUACCGUCAAGAUGAACCUAACAAUUUUGAAGGAGAUAUUGCUCUACUGGAGCUGGAAAAUAGUGUCACAUUGGGCCCCGACCUCCUCCCCAUCUGUCUCCCAGACAAUGAGACUUUCUAUGACAAAGGCCUCAUGGGUUAUGUCAGCGGCUUCGGGAUAACAGAAGAUAAGAUAGCUUACGAUCUCAGGUUUGUCCGACUCCCUGUAGCAGAUCGAGAGGCAUGUCAGAGAUGGCUCCGGAGGAAAAAAAGUAAUGAUGUAUUUUCUCAAAAUAUGUUCUGUUCUGGGGACCCAACUCUAAAGCAGGAUGCUUGCCAGGGAGACAGUGGAAGUGUUUUUUCAGUCAGGGACCGCAAUCGUGAUAUCUGGGUGGCUGCAGGCAUUGUCUCCUGGGGCAUUGGGUGUGGUGAGGGAUACGGCUUCUACACCAAGUUACUGAAUUAUAUUGACUGGAUCAAGAAAGAGAUGGGAGACGAAAACUAAACCCAGCGUUCCCUAGGUCAGAAUACCAUGGUGUAGUGUGUAUAAAAAAAAUUGUUGAUAACCACUAUGAUUCUCGUAUUAAAAUCACAGAUGCAAACAGUGUAUAGAAUAAAUUCUCUUUUCUAUAAUCCCAUCAA